This is a messenger RNA of Paramecium octaurelia, 1131 nucleotides long. The record is from the annotation of a GenBank genome assembly. Lineage: Eukaryota; Ciliophora; Oligohymenophorea; Peniculida; Parameciidae.
CUUUAUAUUUAUUUCAUGUCCAAAAAGGGCAAGAAAGGAAAAAAAGGAGAAGACAAUGAUGAAUCCACGACCCAAAUCAUGAGGUUUUACAACAGAAAGAUUUAGAGUCUUGGGGUGGCAUAAAAUAAAAUAUUUGUUUAAGCAGUUGCAUAAGCAAUAGAAAAUCAAGAACAUUUAACGACUGUAAUUAAUAGUACAAAAUUUAGCUUCACAUUAUUGAGGAAAUAGGGCCUAAUGCAAUUAGAGGAAUUUUCGAAGCAUUGAUGGAUCUCAAGUAUAAUUAAAUUCAAAAUUAGUUAUAAGCAUUUGGCCAAUAUUUGGUUAGUCAAAGCAGGUCUGGGACUCAAUAAUAAUGAAGGUGUCAAAUAUUUGGCAAAUUAUAUAUAAAAAGCUCAAAAUACCAAAGUCUUGGAUUUGACAGAAAAUGAAAUCACUCCGCAAGGUUGCACUUAUCUCGGUUACGCCCUAUCCCCAGCUUUUAAAGUUCCCUUGCAGGAGCUAAUUCUUGACUUUAAUUAUAUUGGUUGUGAAGGAAUGAAAGAACUAUGCAAGGGAUUGGAGAUGAAUAGUAAUAACAUAAGUUGAUUAUUUUUUAGCAACAAUCAGAAAGCUUUCCCUCAAUUAUUGUAGAUUGGAUUUAGAAAGUGUUAAAUAUCUAUAGGACAUUCUCUCCUUUGUCGAUUGUGAUUUAAGAUAUUUAUUUUUAGAGGGAAAUUAUUUAAGAAAUCAAGGGUAUUAAAUAAAUUCAUUUUAAGUGUCUAUUAAUUGUUUAGGUCUUUGGAAACUAAUGAAUGGUUGGAGGAAUUAAAUAUUGCAAACAAUCAAUUUGGAGAAUCUGAAGAUGUCCCACUCAUUGAAAAAAUAUGUGAAGUCUUAACCAAAAAUAGUUCUAUUUAAGUUUAUGACUUUAGAGGAAAUGCUUUAUAUGAUGAUUGUAUUGAUAACCUUAAUAUAAUAGCUGCUAAAAAAUUCUUAGAGUGCAUCAAAAUGUAUAAAACUGUUUGCAGAUUAGAAGUACCAAUAGAAAUAUAAAAUGCAAUUCUUGAAGAAAUCAAAAAAGUUACAAAAAAAAGAAAGAGAAGAAAGAAUAAGAAAAAAAAGUCUAAAAAGAAGAAAAAAGCAAAAAAAUGA